Messenger RNA from Durusdinium trenchii, 2877 nucleotides. The record is from the annotation of a GenBank genome assembly. NCBI's taxonomy places the organism in Eukaryota, Dinophyceae, Suessiales, Symbiodiniaceae.
GUUGGUUUGAUUCAUUUCUGUGAAGAACAAACUCUGUAGACAGUCCAAGGCAUCACUUUUUCCAGCAGUCCAGCCUGGGCAUAUUCAGGAUUGAACGCAUGACCUGCAAGGUUAUUGCUCAAGUGACAAUCAAGUUGAAAUGGCGCGACUAGCCCUUGCGCUUGUGGCAAUUUUGCCACAUGGGCUCCUUUGUUUGGAUCCCUUUGCGCUCACCAGCAAGCAAAAGUCCGAGUUGCAGAUUGCAGCCACCACUGCAGUCCUACCCAGUGAGAGCACUUGCCCUGGCAUGAACGAAGAACCCACCGACACGGAGAAGGACUUCGCCACGAAUCCCUAUUGGAAGUAUUUCACCUACGACACCUUCGAUUCGCACUCUUGGGUGACCUUAAAUAACUUGGAGGAAUGCAUGAGAAGAGUGAAAGGAGGUGGCAGCAACGAUUGGGUUGGUGCCGACGACCUCUGGGAAGCACACAAGCUGAUCUACCAGCAGUUUGGCGAUACGGCGAGGCCGACCAUGUGGUGGAAACAAGGGUGGAUCGAGUAUAGCCCUGUGAAGAAUAGUGCGACGGUGUUGGGCCUUGCAAAGGAAGCCACGGCUCCAAUGAGUAGCAUGUCAGAGGAAGCUUGGGAACAGCAGCCAUGCAACGCCUUCUCGAACGCUGCCUUCUUUGAAGUGUCUUUGGCUGCGUGCCAAGCAGAGGACGAAGGGAACUUCGUCGACUAUUCGGGCACUUGGUCUUGGCGGGACGAGGUGAUCGCUGCCGGGGCGUUGAUGGCAUAUGGGUCCUUUGCCAUGCACGGAAACCCCUCCAGCGGCCAGUAUCAUGAAGGAAUUAUCUCAGACGACCCGAAUGCAAGUACAGACAUGGGGUAUGACACUGCCAUGUUUGACCGAGUCUCCAUGGAUGUGUUGUUUUUCGUCUUUUACCACUCCAUCGUGAGAGCUAUGGCAAUCGACCCCACGGACGAGGCGUCAUUGAAGCCAAUCCUUGGCUUGAUCAAGAAUGAGCAGUUAGCACCCUUGGGAUGCGACAACAUGUACUGUGACAGCCGUUUGAUCGUCAGGGAAUACCAGCGGAUUCUCACUGGCCCUACGGAAAAUUGGCAUGUCAUUCACGACAUGCGAAACAUGGUUCCUGACUACAAGACUGCAUCAGUUGGGCUUGUCCUCGUGUCCAUCCGUGCAAUCUUGAGCGACGAGCUGUUUGGGUCUUCAUCUAUGAAUGCGUACUCACAGAUUUGUGGCAUUCUGAUCGGGUCGUUGUUGCCAGGUGACGGAACAAGUGUCAUUCAGUACUUUUGUAACCCAGGCUCUGAGUGGUACAAUGCCAUGUUGACGGCCAAGCUUCGAAUUGCGAAGGAUAUCGCGAAGAGUCUUGCCACUCUCGUGACGAUCUUGGAGUCUUUGAUUGAAGGUAUGUAUUGGCAAGAGUCCCUUGUAGGCCCAUCCGAUUACUUGCAGCCGUUUUUGAAGAAAAAUGUGGUGAACGUGACGGGUUGCUGGCGCCAGACGCAUGGAAACUGGCACCGUGUUGCUGCACAAAUGAUGAAGGAGCUCAUGCAGUUCAUUACGACUGACGUGUACACAACCACGUUGACAAGUCUAUCCCAAGAGCAAAAGCAGCAGGCUUGGGGAAGUUUGAAUUUGGUGGUGGCUGAGUUCCUUGUCUUUGUGAAUGCCCUGAAGAUCAUGUCGGCGGCUGACACAGUGAACUUAUGCCGAGUCUUCAAGUUGGCCAAAGAGGUGGGCAUGUCUGGGGAGCCCUUGAACUAUCAAAUCAUGCCGAUGCUGGAUGCUGCAGGAGUCAAUUCGAUGCUGACGAAGACCCUUCAAGCCCAGGAUCCUGUCACGAACAUCGACCUGGGUGUGAACUUGCGAGUGGCAACCAAGCCUUGCAACUACGAUCUGAAGGAGGUCUUUGUUGAUGAGGUGACCGGUCUUUCAGCCUUUACUUUGGAGGAUUUGGACGUGUCCGGGCAGUAUGUGGACUCCAGCUCCUUUGAGGACACGGCCGUGAAGUUUCGCCUGGCCGUUCGGACAUGUCCCUUGAGUCUCGUGGUGAAAGCAUCUGCAAACUUUGUGCAAGAUGGAGGCUCAAACAAGUUCACCAACGUUGCUUGUCGACGCGUCCAAUGGAGAGUGAAUGCUGAAGUCCAUCUCACCUUCCAGAUCAGCGAGCUCAUAGCCUUUGCCCAAGCUGGUUUCCAGAAGAUCUUCGCCGGCGCUUCGGAUGCUUUGAGUGGUGGCGUUGAAAGCUUCCUACUGGACAUUCAGCAUCUAGAGCUCGCAAGAUUUGAAAUCACCAACUUUCCGGGGGAGGCCAACAUCAAGAAUCUGGUGAACAAAGCACUGGAGGGGACCUUGAGAGAGAAGCUCAGUGAACUUGUGCAGGGGAAGGUGGAACUGGCCAUGAAUGAGGCCAUUCAAGGAGCCAUGGCACAGGCCGGUUCCAAGAUCCCCUUCGGCUCGGAGAGACGUUUGGGCACCUGCCCGGCCAACGCGGGCUCAGUGGCGGUGGACUCGGCGCGAGGCUGCUGGGGGAGUUGGUCUCUGAUUGGUUUGCUCUCUUUGACCAGGUUCUGGUUCUUUUGACGUGUUUUUGCCAUGUCUUGGCAGGCCCCUUGAAGGGGGGCUGGCUAGGGUGAGCUGCUGAUCUCUGCCAUUUUUCCACGCUGGCAGAGGUUCCGCGAAUCAGUGAUGACUGGAGCUUGGCAUCUGCAGGUUUUUGGACCUUUAGGUAGCCAGUGCUUUCUUUUAUCGCCCCUGCAUCGUUUUGCAUCUGAGAGCCACGAAGCUCUUCAGGUUAACGUAGGCUUUAUUGUAACCGGCGAGCUGGCGAAGAGCCAAUCCGGUCAGAGACAUGCUGGCAGAAGAAA